AUGGUAUUCAAUGGCGACGAUGCUGACGAAACUACUGCCAUUGGCAUGCCCGUGCUCCAAGGGCUAAACUGGCAGAGGAAGCAGGCCAAUGAUGUGGCUACUGCAGUUAUCGAGUCCACGGCACCAGCUGCCGCAGAGAAAGUCGCAGAAUGGCAGAAGAAUUUGAUGAGGACAACGGCUACCCCUCCAGAUAUCAAUGCGCGUACUCUAACUCCAAGUUCAGCUAAAAAGUUGAAGCUCUAA
Messenger RNA from Sphaeroforma arctica JP610, 243 nucleotides. RefSeq lists its product as hypothetical. The transcript is spliced from 2 exons. The coding region runs from base 1 to 243 and encodes 80 amino acids. The record is from RefSeq and is a predicted model, not a curated record. NCBI's taxonomy places the organism in Eukaryota, Ichthyosporea, Ichthyophonida.